AUGAAAAGCAAAUUCCCAAAGGUUUCUGAGAUUGCUGAGAUCCGAUGCAAGAUGACUGCUCCCACCCACCGGCCCACCCACCCACUAAUAAGACAUUAUGCCAUCCUAUUUUUGGUAACAAUUAAAGGGCUCCCGGUGCAAGCAGAAAGCUGUUUAUUUUCUGUUACAUCACUUCGCUUUGCCUUCGAAGGCUGGUCUGUGCUCAGUGUUUUCGUGGUGAUGCAAGUCCGCUCUCUCCUCGAGCAGUUGGAUCCCUCCCAUCUCGCAGCACCUCACAGGUCUCUUCCCCGAGCAGUGCAUCGCUGGAGCAAGGAGCAGCUCACGAAUCAGCUGCAGGUCCCUGUUUUGAAAAGCAGAGAGACAGAGGCAGAGGAAAAGGGUGGACUCUUAUGUGACCUGGUCUUAAAGCAAGACAAUCACCAUCUGAAUUCCAGAAGCCCUGUUCAUGUUUGGGGAUAUUUUUUCGACUGCAUGGAAUCAGAGAGAAGCCAAAGGAUGGGAAAUGCCUGCAUCCCCCUGAAAAGAAUUGCUUAUUGCCUAUGUCUCUUAUCUGCGCUUUUGCUGACUGAGGGGAAGAAACCAGCGAAGCCAAAAUGCCCUGCCGUGUGUACUUGUACCAAAGAUAAUGCUUUAUGUGAGAAUGCCAGAUCCAUUCCACGCACCGUUCCUCCUGACGUUAUCUCAUUAUCCUUUGUGAGAUCUGGUUUUACUGAAAUCUCAGAAGGGAGUUUUUUAUUCACACCAUCGCUGCAGCUCUUGUUAUUCACAUCGAACUCAUUUGAUGUGAUCAGUGAUGAUGCUUUUAUUGGUCUCCCACAUCUAGAGUAUUUAUUCAUAGAAAACAACAACAUCAAGUCCAUUUCAAGACAUACUUUCCGGGGACUAAAGUCUUUAAUUCACCUGAGCCUUGCAAACAACAACCUCCAGACUCUCCCAAAAGACAUUUUCAAAGGCCUGGAUUCUUUAACAAAUGUGGACCUGAGAGGUAAUUCAUUUAAUUGUGACUGUAAACUGAAGUGGCUGGUGGAAUGGCUAGGCCACACCAAUGCAACUGUUGAAGACAUCUACUGUGAAGGCCCUCCAGAAUACAAGAAGCGCAAAAUCAAUAGUCUCUCCUCCAAGGAUUUUGAUUGCAUCAUUACAGAGUUUGCAAAGUCUCAAGACCUGCCUUUUCAAUCACUGUCCAUAGACACUUUUUCUUACAUGAACGAUGAGUAUGUAGUCAUCGCUCAGCCUUUCACUGGAAAGUGCAUUUUCCUUGAAUGGGACCAUGUAGAAAAGACCUUCCGGAAUUAUGACAACAUUACAGGCACGUCCACUGUAGUGUGCAAGCCUAUAGUCAUUGAAACUCAGCUCUAUGUUAUUGUGGCCCAGCUGUUCGGCGGCUCUCACAUCUAUAAGAGAGACAGUUUUGCAAAUAAAUUCAUAAAAAUCCAGGAUAUUGAAAUUCUCAAAAUCCGAAAACCCAAUGACAUUGAAACAUUCAAGAUUGAAAACAACUGGUACUUUGUUGUUGCUGACAGUUCAAAAGCUGGUUUUACUACCAUUUAUAAAUGGAACGGAAAUGGAUUCUACUCCCAUCAAUCUUUACAUGCGUGGUACAGGGAUACUGAUGUGGAAUAUCUAGAAAUAGCCAGAACACCUCAGACACUCAGAACGCCUCAUUUAAUCCUGUCCAGUAGUUCCCAGCGUCCUGUAAUUUAUCAGUGGAACAAAGCAAUACAAUUAUUUACUAACCAAACUGACAUCCCUAACAUGGAAGAUGUAUAUGCCGUUAAGCACUUCUCAGUGAAAGGUGACGUGUACAUUUGCUUGACAAGAUUCAUUGGUGAUUCCAAAGUAAUGAAAUGGGGAGGCUCCUCAUUUCAGGAUAUUCAGAGGAUGCCAUCGCGAGGAUCCAUGGUGUUCCAGCCUCUUCAGAUAAAUAACUAUCAAUACGCAAUUCUUGGAAGUGAUUAUUCCUUUACUCAAGUGUAUAACUGGGAUGCAGAGAAAGCCAAAUUUGUAAAAUUUCAGGAAUUGAAUGUUCAGGCACCAAGAUCAUUCACGCAUGUGUCCAUUAAUAAGCGUAAUUUUCUUUUUGCUUCCAGUUUUAAGGGAAACACACAGAUUUACAAACAUGUCAUAGUUGACUUAAGCGCAUGACACACGAAAUUCUGUGGCUGCCAUCAGAAACUUUCUGCAGUACACGAUCCGGAUGAACUCAAUGCAUGAUGACUCUUCUUAUCACACUUGCAAAUGAAUGCCUUUCAAACACUGAGGCUGCUAGAACCAAGCACUACCCGUAAUCUCCACCCUUUCCUGUCCAGUCCAGUGGUGUGGGAAGUUACCUUUUAUAAGACAAAAUUGAAUUGUGUAACUGUUCUUUGCAGUGAAGAUGUGUAAAUAAGCGUUUAAUGGUAUCUGUUACUCCAAAAAGAAAUAUGAAUAUGUACUUUUCCAUUUAUUUAUUCAUGUGUUCAGAAACAACUGCCAAAUAAAAUGUUUACAUUUUCUUUCAUA
This is a messenger RNA of Lagenorhynchus albirostris (white-beaked dolphin), 2502 nucleotides long. It is a transcript of the gene LGI1, whose product is annotated as leucine rich glioma inactivated 1. The transcript is spliced from 8 exons. Lineage: Eukaryota; Metazoa; Chordata; Mammalia; Artiodactyla; Delphinidae. The record is from RefSeq and is a predicted model, not a curated record. Gene Ontology annotation, molecular function: protein binding. Bases 1 to 2145 code for a protein of 714 amino acids.